AUGGUGCUACGAAUGGCAAGACUCACUUACGAUGCCGACUACGAUGCCGGCAAAACAUCUGGAAUGUACCACGUCAACGAUCCGAUUCUGGAAAUGAUCAUGCAUGCAAUGGACUUCGGACUAGGUGCGUUCCUCUAA
This is a messenger RNA of Protopolystoma xenopodis, 138 nucleotides long. Lineage: Eukaryota; Metazoa; Platyhelminthes; Monogenea; Polystomatidea; Polystomatidae. The record is from the annotation of a GenBank genome assembly.